Diachasma alloeum is the source of this 3665-nucleotide messenger RNA. RefSeq names its product chorion peroxidase. Gene Ontology annotation, biological process: response to oxidative stress. Gene Ontology annotation, molecular function: heme binding; peroxidase activity. The record is from RefSeq and is a predicted model, not a curated record. The transcript has 10 exons. The coding region runs from base 60 to 3434 and encodes 1124 amino acids. NCBI's taxonomy places the organism in Eukaryota, Metazoa, Arthropoda, Insecta, Hymenoptera, Braconidae.
GGCUCGGGCAAGGCUAUUGCUAAUCUCCAAGCUCGUGAGCGAGCUGCCAAACAUUAAUCAUGACGAGAUCUCUCAUCAGAAUACUCUUGGCUGGCGGCGUCAUCGUCCAGUUGACCGGACAAUCGGUUCAAGAGAUUAAAAAUUAUACUGAAAAAGAGGAGAGAGGAAAGCCGUCCAAUUCAGGCUUGGAUGAAGGGCUGGAGAAGGAUUUUUAUUUAGCUGAGGAGUUUGGAAUAAAGGCGAUGAAUCAACUGUAUGACAUUGAGGAGCCCAAGUUGUUUUCUAAUGGAGUAUUUUUAGCGGAUGAGCAUCCAGCGCGGUACGUUGCAGCAUUCAAUCGUCAAUCAGAGGAAGCAAAGGAUUUGGCUAAAGUCGCAUAUGCAGCGCUCAAAGGCUCUGGGAAACUUGCAGAAAAGUAUGCAAAUAUGACAGAUCCUGUAACAAGUCAACUCGUGAGAGAGGCCACGUCCACCUGGACUUUCCGAAGGGCUGGAUUUCGCGAACGAUGCCCUAGAAAUGAUCACCCCAAUUGCCCACCAGCGAGUCAAAAAUACCGAACUGCCGACGGAAGUUGCAAUAAUCUAGAGCACUUGUGGUGGGGCUCGGCCAUGUCUACAAUGCAGAGAUUUUUAGAUCCAGUUUAUGGUGAUGGAAUUGAGUCCAUAAGGAGAUCACGAAGAACCGGACGGCCACUGCCAAGUCCACGCGAUAUUUCCGUUUUAAUACAUGAGGAUAGGAAUAUUCCGCUUGCUUCAGUCACGCACAUGCUAAUGCAGUGGGGACAGUUCGUCGAUCAUGAUAUCACUGCGGCUGCACAGUCCCGAGGCUUCAACGGCACAUUCCCCCAGUGCUGUCGGAAUCGCGGAGCCGAAUUCCAACCACCGGAAUUCAUGCAUCCUGAUUGCCUCCCCAUCAUAGUUAAUCCACAGGAUCGAUUCUUUGGGAGGCACGGUGUGAGAUGCCUGGAAUUUGUGAGGAGUGGGCCAGCACCUAGAGAAAAUUGUGGCUUUGGUCCGCGUGAGCAGUUAUCCCAGGUCACAAGUUUCAUAGAUGCAUCGAUGGUUUACAGCAAUAAUGCUGUGCACAGCGAUAGCCUGCGGAUCUUUCGGAACGGUCUCUUGCAGUACGGAAAAAUUCAGUCUCGAAAGCCACUACUCCCAAAAGGUGAGCCAGAUGACCUCUGUCGACGUGGUUCAUUAUCAACGAAUUGCUUCCGAGCUGGUGAUGCCCGUUUGAGUGAACAACCCGCUCUCACGUCACUCCAUGUAGUUUUUCUCAGACUGCAUAAUAGAAUAGCCACCGAAUUGGCUGCACUGAAUUCCCACUGGAGUGACGAGAAACUGUUUCAGGAGAGUCGUAAAAUCGUUGGUGCACUGGUGCAGCAUGUUACAUACAGGGAAUAUUUACCCAUUGUCCUCGGACCGGAAGUGAUGAGAAUUUUCGAUCUCGAGCUGGUGAGGGAUGGAUAUUACAAGGGAUAUGAUUCAACGAGCAAUCCUAAUAUAGCCAAUUCAUUCUCCGCUGCGGCGUAUCGAUUUGGACACUCUUUGGUUCAGCCUAGUUUCGCCCGAUACGAUAGGGAUCAUCGUGUGAUAUUCGAUAACAUAACAAUUCACGGAGAAUUCGGUAACCGCGAGGACCUCCAAAGUGUGGGCUCAGUGGAUCGUAUCCUCCUUGGCCUGGUGAAUCAGCCAUCCCAAAGACGUGACGAAUUCAUAACGGAGGAGUUGACCAAUCAUCUGUUUCAAAUACCCGGCUUUUCAUUCGGCAUGGAUUUGGCGGCAAUAAACAUUCAACGCGGCCGGGACCACGGCCUGGCUCCGUACGUUAAUUGGCGUCAGCCCUGCGGUUUAUCGCCCGUGAAAACAUGGAAAGAUUUGGAACGCGUGACUUCAGUGUCAAUAACACGAAAUUUCCGUAGAAUUUACGAAACAAUAGAGGACAUUGACCUCUACUCAGCUGGUUUGGCGGAGAAACCAGUUGUGGGUGGACUGGUCGGGCCGACAUUUGCCUGCAUAAUAGCCCAACAGUUUACUAAUCUCCGUAAAGGGGAUAGAUUCUGGUAUGAAAAUCCCCACAGCCAGAGCAGUUUCAGCCUCCCCCAACUGGAGCAGAUCCGUCGAAUGUCAUUGGCAAAAAUAUUAUGCAAAACUCUGGACAAUAUCGACACAAUCCAGCCCUUUGUAUUCCUAACAACAGACACCCUCCGAAACGGAAGACUCUCGUGCGACGAUGAACGAUUGGGACAACUAAAUCUUCAUCCCUGGACAGAGGGAAAAAAUAAAAACAUCCCCCUGGACCUCGAAGACCCCCCAAACACCCUGAACACAGUCUCCGGGGAAUCAGAGAACAUCGGACUCGCCGCAAAAACCAAGCCAGUUUCCAGCGAAGCCAAGAUGUUACCCUGGCAAAAGCCCAAGCCCGUGAGAACCAACGUCAACCAGAAGAAUCGUAUAAUAGUAAAACGUCCCAUCUUCUCUCAAGACAACGUAACAAUCGUCGUUCAAAAUCACGCUGUCAAUUCUCCAGUGUUCGUAACUGACGCUAUUUAUAAUUCCCACGUGCAGGGGCUCGAGCAGUUGCCCUCUGGGCCAUCCCACAGGCCUCCAGCGUCAAAGCCAUUAUCAAAGCCCCCAUUAUCACAUUUACCGCAAAUUAAUUAUCCUGGAAGCGAUCCUUCAUUAACACAGGUGAAUGAUCAGAGUAAUUAUCCCUUCCCAGAGGUGGAGAGUGGGGGAUUUCCUGGUGUAGCUAGUCCUCCCCAUGGAGUCAAUUCUGGUUAUCAGACUGGAGGGGAUAUAUCGUUAGGUGGCAGUAGCUUUGGGUAUCACACGGGUCAUUCCCCAUCUGCUCCGAGUGCUCCUGGGUAUUUGGGGGCAAAUGGAAGCCUGGGAUCUUACGGAAAUCUGGGACAACAGCCGCAGAUAAUUCCUAGCUACCUUGCUGGAAUUAGACCCUACGUCUCGGCCUAUUCAGGCUAUCCACUUCUCCAACUUAAUCUCGACAAUCCAAAUCCACAACAAUCGACAUCAACGAGCCCCACAUCAAGACCCGAUUCCCCCAAUUUCCCACCACUACCCUACCACAGCUACGGCUAUCACCAGUACCAGAGUCCCAAUGACUGGCUGAAACCAAUCUACCGUCCAAACACCGAUGAAACUCAACUCUCAUUACACCCGGCAUUAAUUUCCAGCGCUAGUUACGCCAUGAGAGCCAACUGGAAGACCAUUACUCAUAAAGAUGAUGAGACGGAUAUUAAUUAUGAUGUACCAAAGCCGCUUGCAAGUUUUUCAAAGCCAGAGAGCGAGAAAGGGGCUCCGAUUACCACUGGGGAAUAUGUUAACAGUCCUGACUUCACUACCACGAUGAGAGACAUUUAUUCAAGUAGUGAUGAGCUUCCAAGACCUUUGAGGCGAAUACCACGAGAAAUGUAGUUUUAAUUCAUAUCAAUCAUGCUAAUGGGUGUACGUAUACUCCACUUUAAUUUGAUAUCCUGUUGUCCAAAAAAAGAGAACUGUAAGAACCACAGAGGCGAAUAAAGAGAACAAGGAAAGACAAAAAAGAUGAAAUAGAAAUUGGGUCAAUGGAAUAUCGAAUGUGCUUCCCAGAACUCAAUACUCAGCAAAUGCAGAAAGAAUUCGUAACGUCCAUUGAAUGAAGACUAA